UAAAAGUGGAGUUCAAUUAUUACAAAAGUAUACUAAAAAGUUUGUUUUUUUUAUUGCAAUUUCUUUGAGAUUGUAAAUCUAGAUAAGUUCUAAUAUGGAAGAACAAUCUAAUAAUCCUAAAUUUAAAGAUUUUAAAAAUAAAAUUUCGAAACAAACUCUUAGCGCUAUUAAAACUAUGGGUUUUAAGAGAAUGACCGACAUACAAACUGAGGUCAUUCCUAAGGCUUUGGAUGGGGCAGACGUUGUUGCUACCGCUAAAACAGGUUCAGGAAAAACAUUGACAUUUUUAGUACCUGUUGUUGAAAUUGUGGCAAAAUUAGUAAAUGUUCAACAAGGUACAUUUUGUAUUAUAGUGUCACCAACGAGGGAACUAGCUACACAGACUUUUACUGUAUUACAAGAUAUAAUACAAUAUCAUGAAUCGAUAACAUCAGCAUUAGUCAUAGGCGGAGAGAGUAGAAGAUCACAGAGCAUUGAACUUUCAAAAGGAGUUCAUAUUGUUGUUGCCACCCCUGGUAGAUUGUUUGACCAUAUGAGAACAAAGGAGUUUGAUUAUAAAUAUGUUAAAUGUCUAGUAUUAGAUGAAGCAGAUAAAAUAUUUCAAUAUGGUUUUGAGGAGGACAUCAAACAGAUAGUGAAUCGCCUUCCAAAAAAUAGACAAACUAUGUUAUUCAGUGCUACACAAUCAGAAACAACUGAUUCUCUAAUAAAGUCAGCUAUGAAAGAAGAUGUACAGUCAAUUAAUACUAAUGAGGAUAAUGACCGAGCUACAGUUGAAGGACUCAAGCAAGGGUAUGUUAUUUGUGAGACAGAAUAUCGCCUUCAUUGGUUACAUAAAUUGCUGAAAAAGACAAACAACUCCAAGGUCAUGAUUUUUUUUUCAAGUUGCAAGUCUGUUGUGUUUCAUUAUGAUUUUUUUAAUAAAUACUGUAACAUUGGAGUAUUAUGUAUUCAUGGAAAAAUGAAUCAAGCAGACAGAACAGCAACCAUAAAUAAUUUUUACAAUGCUGAAAAGAUGGCUUUAUUUUGUACUGAUUUGGCAGCGAGAGGCUUGGAUAUACCAGCUGUGAAUUGGAUAGUUCAGUUUGAUCCACCAUCAGAUACAAAUGAAUACAUUCACAGAGUUGGAAGAACUGCUAGAGGAUUAGGAGCUGAGGGAAGGGCUGUAUUAUUAUUAAGGCCAGAGGAAAAAGAAUUUGUUAAUUAUUUGCAAGAUGCAAAAAUAUAUCUGGAUAAAUAUGAACUAUGGGAUCGCUACAGUGAUUUGACACCUAAGAUAGAAGCAGCAAUGGAGGAUCCCGAAUUUUACAACUUAGCCGUUGAAGCUUUUGAAGGUUACAUUAGAGCUUUCGAAGUAAAGAAAUUAAAACAUGUUUUUAAUUUACUCAAUAUGGAUUUAGAAGCUGUUGCUAGAUCGUUUGGAUUGAAACAGAAACCGGACGUCGAUAUUCGUGUAGGAUUUAGUAAAAAGCAUAGACAACGAAAGAGGAUAGCCGCAGAGCUUGCGAAUAAAAAUUCAGUACCAACUUCGAAAUUGUUAAAAACUUAA
Messenger RNA from Vanessa atalanta (red admiral), 1549 nucleotides. Its product is annotated as probable ATP-dependent RNA helicase pitchoune. Bases 95 to 1549 code for a protein of 484 amino acids. Gene Ontology annotation, cellular component: nucleolus. The transcript has 9 exons. The record is from RefSeq and is a predicted model, not a curated record. Gene Ontology annotation, molecular function: nucleic acid binding; ATP binding. Gene Ontology annotation, biological process: maturation of LSU-rRNA from tricistronic rRNA transcript (SSU-rRNA, 5.8S rRNA, LSU-rRNA). Lineage: Eukaryota; Metazoa; Arthropoda; Insecta; Lepidoptera; Nymphalidae.